AUGUGUAGCAAUCUUAAAAACUUUGAAAUCUACAAUCAAGAGUUUGCCCAGGAGCAGAAGCAGUAUGUGCCCCCGUGGGUCCUCUAUUUCAGCUGCCCUGCCGAACUGGAGCGGUUCCUGCUGGCACUGGACGCUGUGUGGAAGAGCACCUACCAGGUGGACCUUCUGCACAAGCCCCUCGAGGACAGCUCCAUCCGGAAGAAAUGCGAGGAUGCGCUGAGCCUGAUCCACAGCAUGUGGCAGCGCAGCGACAGCCUGUGUCGCGGCCGAGCUUCCCGGGACCCCUGGUGUUAGCCUCCCGGGAGGCGAAGAACAUCCUGAUCCCACCAGGCGGACGCAUGGAAGGGCGCACGAGGGAGGGGAGGACCUGAGGCAGGAGGGGUGCGGGCCUCACUUGCUUUGGACACUCCACGAGCCCAGCUCCAAGCCCAGGAGGGGGGUCUGUUUGCUACCGCUGCUAUUGACUCCGUCUCGCACACCGGUUGGGCUGACGGGUUACAGGACGCUUUUGUGCCAAGGGUGGGCUGUCCGCGCCGCAUCUCAGUAGGGAUUCUGGGUAGAAGAGGGAGCAGGAAGCAAGAUUUUUGGGGCCACUCCAGGGUAGGACGGGGUCCAGGAGAUGGGAGGGAUAAGCCGUGAAGAAUGGUGAGCUUAGGGUGCCAGUGGGGAGGGGCUUCUGCACAAAGUGGUGACAUUAGGCUGGCAGCUGUCCAUCUUUUAGAUGCCAGAGCCCAGACUGCAUCAUCCUCCCCCCGCAUGUGUUACUUUUGUCCAAGGCUGGCAGCAAGUCUUGGGCCACUUCCUGGUCCCGGUUUGCCCUUUGCA
Messenger RNA from Thamnophis sirtalis, 825 nucleotides. Lineage: Eukaryota; Metazoa; Chordata; Lepidosauria; Squamata; Natricidae. The record is from RefSeq and is a predicted model, not a curated record.